GAUUAUACAGAUUUCAAAUCCGUUUGAAAUGUAUUGUAAUCUCUCCCUCAAGGAAGCAUAAAUAGCAUGCGCUCUGGGAGAGAAGAGCUCUCGCACGCUCGCAUUAGGAGAAAGUGCGCGUGUUGCUCCUCGUCAGGAGCAAAGGUGGAUCGGAGGAGCUGUCAGUUUCAGAACCAUUUAGCAGUGAAUGGAAAGCUCCUUUUCAACCAAGGUUAAAACGUCAGCCUUCUCAAUGCGGAAACAGGUGAUAGACGGCAGCGAACGUACACACGGCUACGCGGGUCUAUCAGGAUUCUGCAGCUUCUUAUAACAUUAGCAUUUGUAAUGGCAGGGCCUGAAAAGAUGAGCAGAGCAGCAUGGCGAUGAGACCGGUCAAUCAUCUUCCAGCUUACUGACCCUCACCAAAUGAACCCAUUUUUUAAAUUCAUUUUGGGUUAGAAAGGAAGCUUAAGAGACAGAGGCCUGCACUGAGGCUAGUGUGGGGACCAUGUCUCAGUCUGGCAAGAUCCUGCACCUGUAUGUGGAGGUGAGGUCUGUCCCGGAGGAAGAAGGGAAGGAUUUGGGGGGUGGUGUGGAGGGGAUUCACCCACUAGUGCUCCAAGAGCCGGACAUCCUACCUCAGUCCCAGAGCACCUCCAGCCACUCCACCUGUACCUGCACCUCCACCCCCAGCCCAACGUCCAUGUCCCCUGGAGUGGUGCAUAAUGUUGGGGGCAGCACUCCCAGCCUCACCCCCUCCAAGUCCUCCUCGAGACACUCUGUCAGUUUCCAGCUGGACCUACCGGACAACUCGGGACCGCCCAUCCACCACAGGCAGAGUCUGCCUUACGAGGGGACUGGUCAACUGCUCUCCACUCUCCAGCCUGCACCCGAUGGUCCGCAGCAUGGAACUCUGGUGCGCCCCCGCUCCUCAGACAUUGAGCACUACCAAGGGAGGGUGCCCCUAUCCCCUGCCUGCUCUGGGAUAAUAACUGCCCCCUCCUCUCCAACCAGUGGGUGCAGGUUCUACGAUAGCUCUGGUGUGGGGCAUGAGGGCAAACGCUCUGUGGUCAGCUUUAGCUACAUAGAGAAAGCCAGUAUUAAGUCUGUGGACAGCCAGUGCCAAAGUAUACCUGAGAACCCCUUCAGUAGAGGAAUGGAGGAGGGGUAUCUGCCUGCCCGCCUCAGGAAGAGGCUUAGUGACCCUGUGUGGUCAGACAGCUGGAAGCCCUCCGGUAGCUCCAGCCCCAAACUGUCCCCUAAGGGCUCCCCCUGUCUCCGCAGGUCCACUCUGGACACUGUAGCCAGAGAAGCCACCUACAGGGCCAUGGAGGAAUUUGGCUCUCCGGAACUGAGGCGCAGACUGGCAGCCUACAGCCCAGACCAGAGCCCCAGCUUUCCACGGCACUACCAGCAGCAGCUCCGCUGCAAGUCCUGGGUAGGGUCCCCAGUCCUGCCUCAGGGUACCAAAACACUGCCCGUCAAUCCAGACAGGAGCCGCAGUUUAAAUGGCCUCACCAGAAGCCCAGCUUCUGACCAGCUCUUCGUUCAAGCCAGGCAGUCCUACUACAAAUACACCAUGUCCCCCUCCAGUGUUCGCCACCACUAUGGUGUCCAUAACCACAGGCCAGGCCUGGGGGACGAGAGCCCCAGCUUGUCCUCCAAGUUCCGCCCGCCUUUACCUACAGGGAGGCCCACUGCGAUCCAGCAUGACAUACCAGCAAGCAUGUCUACCAGCACCUCUGCCUCUUGCAACCAGAGGACUAGCAGCCAAACCAGCAGCUAUACUCCUAGCGUUAGCCACUGCUUACCCAACAAAGUCAACUCCAAACUGUCAGAUCAGUCAAAUGGAGGCAAGCUGGUAGAGGGAUUGAACCAGUCCAGUGGCAGGAGAAGUAUCUCCCAGGCCUCUAGCCCUGACAUGGCCCGUAAGCUGGCAGAGGAAGUUACCAAGCUUCCCACCAUCCUCAUGGACAGGAGGACUCCCUCGUUCCAGACUGACUCGGCUAAGUCAGAGAGCCCCAGGCCUGGCUACCUCUCUAGGAAGUCUCAACCCUAUACCACCCUCCAGGGCACGGGUUCUCCAGCGCAGCCCCACCCUGAAGCUAACAGUAACACCCACCUCCAGGACCACAGGUGGACAGACGAGGAGUCUCCUAGUGUUGGAUGCCACUCCAGAGAGUCCAGACUAGGCCAAGGCUCGAGGCAAGCCUCCCCCCUCCUACAGCAGAAGGGCAUCUCUCCUACUAUGCCAGCUAUGCUGCACCCAGUGGUGGCGUCCCAGACCCCUAUCAUAGACCCUCGGCUGCAGAGAGCUGAGCUGGUGGCGAAAGACAGCCCCACCCUGCACCGCCACCAACCCCCACAGUACAUGGGAGACCGGGGCUCCCCUGGCCUGUAUAGGAGACAGUACGACACCCUCUUUGACAGAGGGGAUCCAAGGGACAGCCCGGAGAGCAGCAGGCGCCUGGUUAUAGGCCUUGACAUGGAGCCACCAGACAGCUGGACCUCCAGGAUGCAGCAGUGGAGGGAGAACGUGUCCGUCACGGACCAAGACGAGUCCAAUAGGGAGGAUCAGACUGCUGAUGGUGAUGGAUUGUGUGUGGUGACCAAGGAAGAGCUGAUGCAACAGGGGAGGGAUGAAGCAGCUGUGUUGGGGGAUAAACAUGGGGUAAACGGGGGGGAGACCCAGGACCAUAGCGGCUUGCUAGGGUCUUCCCAAAGCUCCAGUGGAGUGACAGGCAGUCUAGAGGAAAACAGUCAGCCAGAGAGGGACUGUCUCUCACCAGAGACAUCCAGCCAGUCCAGCCAGAAGAGCAAUGACACUGAAGACACUGCUUCUGGGAUGCAGUCAGACAGCCACUACUCUGUGCUGGGCCCGUCCUUGCACUCCCAGAGGAUUGCCCAUGCCAAAUGGGAGUUCCUGUUCGGACAGCCCACAGAGGACUGCCACGAUUCUAAAGCCCCCCCUAGGGGCACCUCCAGCGAGUCUCCCAAGCCUACCCCUCCCUCCUCCCUGCCCCUGAAGCCCACAAAUCACUGGAGGGGGCUGGACGAUGAGGGACAGAGUUUAUCCUAUCACAACGUCCAGCAGGUGGAGGUGGACCUGGUGACUCCGCCCCCAGUCGCUGUGGUUGGCAUCUCACCCAAGACGGGCAUCAUCCGGAAAACCAUCAAGUACUCUGAGACGGACUUAGAUGCGGUGCCCCUGAAAUGCUAUAGGGAAACAGACCUGGAUGAGGUAAUGUUAGCUGAGGCUGAGGCCCAGGCAGAGAGAGAGGGAGAACAGGAGGAGGUGGAAGUGGACUCUGCCUUUGGGAGUAAUCGCAGCGUGCUGGCCACCUCGGCCUCUAGCGCCAGUACCAUAGUCCACACUGACGGAGAGGUGGAGGAGCUAGAGGAGGAGAUGGUGAGCUGGGCCAGUGUGAGGAUGCAGGGGGAUAAGAAGAGACAACAUGCCACCCAUGAGGAUAAUCAGACGUACAGUCUGCUGAUGAAGGGUCGUCCGUUGGACUACAUAUCAGAUUCCCAUUCAGCACUCAAGUCCCCCAUCUCAUUGAUCAGCCCUCGCAGGACCUCUGCGGAUGGCCUUGACUCCUUCAGCCACCACUUUGAGAGCAUUGUGGAGUCUCACAGGGCUAAGGGCACCUCUUACAGCAGCCUGGACAGCGUUGACCUCUUGACCUCCAGCGGCCCGCACGUUUUCACCUUUGACCUUCCCACCCUCACCCCUGAGAUCCAGAGCCAGAUAUGUGAGAGUGCGCGUCACAUCACGGAGCUGAGUUUUGCCCCCCUGGCCCAUCCAGAGCCUCCGAGGGUGUCUGUCCCUGUCCGGUCUGAGAACACCCUGGCCCCCACAGGAGACCGGCUCAGCAGCUACUCUGAGGAUUCUACUUCAGGAGGGAAGUCCUGGUUGGAGAAAGUCUCAAUGAAAACUAACUUAGACUUUCCUCUCAUUCGGGAGAAGCCAGGCCACCGGGCUCCAGACCUGUUCCCGCAGCAGGACGUGGGCGAGCACUUGGCCCUGGGCAGCACCGAGUCCCUGUCCAACGGCAACAAGGCUGACCUGCAGGCUGCCAAGCGCCUGGCCAAACGCCUGUUCAACCUGGAUGGUUUCAGGAAGUCUGACGUGGCCAGGCACCUCAGCAAGAAUAAUGAGUUUAGUCGGAUGGUGGCAGAGGAAUAUCUCAGUUACUUCAACUUCUCAGGCCUUACUAUUGACCAGGCAAUACGAGCCUUCCUGAGGGAGUUUGCCCUCAUGGGAGAGACACAAGAGAGGGAGCGAGUGCUGGCCCACUUCUCUAGGAGAUAUCUACAAUGCAACCCAAAUGCAAUACCUUCUGAAGACAGUGUCCACACUCUGACCUGUGCCCUGAUGCUGCUCAAUACAGACCUGCAUGGCCACAAUAUUGGCAAAAAGAUGUCCAUUCUGCAGUUCAUCAGCAACUUGGAAGGACUAAAUGAUGGAAAAGAUUUUCCUAGAGAACUGCUCAAGGCCUUGUACAACUCCAUUAGAAACGAGAAGCUCCAGUGGACCAUCGACGAGGAGGAGUUGCGCAAGUCCUUUUCAGAGUUGGCCGAUUUGCGCACUGACUCCGCCUCUCACACCAUGAAGCGAAUCGGCAGUGGUCUAGGCGUGGCCCAGAAUCCUGACGCCCUGAUCUAUAAGAAUGGUUUCCUGGUGCGGAAGGUCCACGCAGACUCUGACGGCAAGAGAACCCCUCGAGGUAAGAGAGGAUGGAAGACGUUUUAUGUCAUGCUGAAGGGAUUGGUCCUUUACCUGCAGAAGGGAGAGUACCGUCCAGAUAAGCAGCUGUCUGAAGAGGAUCUGAAGAAUGCUGUUUCCAUCCAUCACUCUCUGGCCAUGAGGGCAGCAGACUACAGCAAGAGGCCCAACGUGUUCUACCUGCGCACUGCAGACUGGCGAGUGUUCCUCUUCCAAGCACCUAAUGCAGAGCAGAUGCAGUCGUGGAUCACCCGUAUCAACGUGGUCUCAGCCAUGUUCUCAGCGCCACCCUUCCCUGCUGCCAUCGGCUCCCAGAAGAAAUUCAGCCGCCCGCUGCUGCCAGGCUCCAACACCAAACUGUCUCAGGAGGAACAAGUGAAAUCCCAUGAGACACGUUUCCGGACCAUCUCCUCUGAGCUGAUCGAGCUAACUGCUGUGAUUCCAGACAAAAAGGCCAAAGUUCGUGAUCUGGAAGAGCACAAGCAACGUGAGGAGUACCUGGAGUUUGAGAAAACUCGCUAUGGGACGUACGCAAUGCUACUGAGGUCUAAGAUCCGGAGUGGGGAAGAGGAUCUGUCUCUGUUCGAGUCACGCCUCUUUGACGAUGGGGGUCUCCAGAGGGCCCACUCCAGCCCCACACUGCGGGAGGAGCACAGCAGCAGCAGCCAGGCCAGCAGUACCAGGGAGGGGGGAAGCAGCAGCAGCCAGGCCAGCAGUGCCAAGGGGGGGGCCAGCAGCAGUAGUUCCAGCACCAGGGGGAGCAGCAAGACCAAGCGCUCUGAGCCCCAGAGACACAGCUACAGACAGGCUGUCAAACAGUGAGGGACACGAGGGUGUUGGGGUGGACAGGGUGGUUUAAACGAUUGGACUAUCCGUGUCGAUCGAUACACAGGGACCACUGGUGUGCCCGGUCUCCAUGACUGGAAAAUGGUGGGGAGGAGAAAGAUAAUGGGGGGAUAGACCUGUUGCAUGCUUCUAUCCCGAGAAACCACAGACACUGGAUGCACCAGGGCUAAUUAUACAGUACAGUGGUCUCCCAUUUUACUAUACAAAUGACUAACUUCUGCGUGGUCCUACAUUACUGUAAUAUCCACAUUCAUUUAAUUUGAUUAUGCUUUUGGACCAAUUUCUUGUUGACAUAAGAGACAGAGAUCGGAAUAUUACAUUAGAUCUGGGGUUUUUAAGAGGUGUAGGUUGUUUUCCCUCCACGAAGGUUCAGUAUCGAUCCAUUCCAUCUACUGUAUGUCAUUACCGCCCAGCCCACCUCUCGGUGACCAUCAAGGAGGGACCGAGACAGAGCUGCAUCAGCUCAUCUCACUGUUCCCGUGGAGACUAAACGGACCCCGUGCCCAUGUCAGGACCCCUACCGACCAGAGUGCCAGGACCUCAACCCACCCACAAUGCAUUUGGAGGAAACUGGAAGAAACACUGUAUUCUUCAUGAGACAUGAUCAAUUGGAACGAAUAUAGGUUACUGGACAUCAUUUUAUGAUGCUGCAUGCACAUACUAGUUUUGUUUUCAAAGUCUUUGCUAUGAUUUUGUUAUUCUAAUGACUUUUCUGGUGACAAACUGCACUGAUCCAGGCCCGGUUUGAGUAACUGUGUAGCUCUGCUGGGUCUAAUGAUUUCUAAAGACCUUUUACACACAUCAGCUACGGCACCGAGGGAUUUGUCAUACUAAUGAUGAAGUAGAUUGAUCACACAGGCUGGCUAUCUGUCCGUUGAAUGAACUUUUGAAGAGAACUGCAUGCAUAUCAGGAGCUUGAUGACUCCGUCUUCAAGGACAUGGUUCACUCUGAUAUCAAAAGACAAUCCUUUUUAAAAACAUUCUUACGUUAUUCACGUGGUGUUUUGCAUUUGUACAACUGAAAAUGAAACAUGACAGAGCUUAGUUUACAGUACAUCUCAGCUGUAUGUCAAACACUCGUUUUGAAAGUGUCUACAGGAAGAACUCGUCAGAUCAGUGAUGACAAAUUAAUUCAAAUGUUGGUAGAAUGUUGAUUUAAAUUCAGUAUUAUGAAUUGUAAUGAGGCACCGUCUACCACACCCAAUAUAUUGUAUAAAAGAAUGUAACAUAUGAAAAACUAUAUAGAAUGUUAUGGCGUGGCAUAGCCAUUUUCUUCUCAGGCUGGCAGUGUUGUCUGUAAACUGGUGCAGUAAUGCCACAAUAUAGCCACCAAAGGGGGCAGUUCAAAUGGGGAAACGUUGGUCCUCGGUGGUAAGAUUGACUUGACUGGAUAAUACCGGGUUUAUCUGGGUGUCAUGGACUGCUGCAUUUACACGGGCAGCCCAAUUCGUCUUUUGACCAAUCAGAUCUGAUCUGAUUGACCAAAAGACCAAUUCAAAAAUAUAGGUCUGCUUAAACGCCGCCAGAGUGAAGUCUUACUGCUUUACUUUCCCACACAUAUGACCACGGUGAAGUAGAUGAUUCCAUGGGUGGAGGUUCCCACCAACAGUAUGAGAUUGUGUUAUGUUGUUGAAUUAGACAGAAUAACCUCACAUGGCGGAGAUGGUUCUGUGAUGAGUACCCUUGCCUGAAGACGUUUGCGUCUUGAACUGUUACCUAGGCUUUAGCUCAGCGGGUUCAAACCAGCAACAUUGGCUGUCAUUGUAAUUCUAUGGGGACCAUGACAGGGUGAGGCAUGUGCUCAGUCAUGCAGAAUGCCACAAUCACUUUUUGGGUGUGUCUUGCUCCCAUUGUGAAUACGUGAGGGACAAUAAAUCAACAGUAGACUUAAACUAAAGUAGCGUCAAGGACCUUUUUGAGUAGGGCUUCUAAUGUGAUCGGACACAGGGGUUAUCACACCCUUCUGCACUUUGGGUUAGGGACUAGUGUUGUAAUCUAAUUUUUUUUUUGCUUACCAGUUAACUUGGUCUUGUUGAGUAUUUGUCACUGUCCAAAACGUAGACUGCUAUUUCUGUACAUGUUUCUACUGGACUCACUUCCCAUAGAUGCUAAAACGUGCAACUUAUUUCUAUAAAUUUUUCUUGAUUUAACUCUGCAUAUUGUCAAUAACACAUUAAGAUUUUGCUCUGUCAAAUAUACUAAAUGGUUUAUCUUUUGAGGAAUAGUUGACAAAAAUAAACACAUUUUGAAAAGA
This is a messenger RNA of Oncorhynchus keta (chum salmon), 7805 nucleotides long. It is a transcript of the gene psda, whose product is annotated as pleckstrin and Sec7 domain containing a. Gene Ontology annotation, molecular function: protein binding; phospholipid binding; guanyl-nucleotide exchange factor activity. NCBI's taxonomy places the organism in Eukaryota, Metazoa, Chordata, Actinopteri, Salmoniformes, Salmonidae. Bases 488 to 5527 code for a protein of 1679 amino acids. The transcript has 17 exons. The record is from RefSeq and is a predicted model, not a curated record. Gene Ontology annotation, biological process: regulation of ARF protein signal transduction.